Schistosoma haematobium is the source of this 6973-nucleotide messenger RNA. RefSeq lists its product as uncharacterized. Gene Ontology annotation, biological process: activation of GTPase activity. The record is from RefSeq and is a predicted model, not a curated record. NCBI's taxonomy places the organism in Eukaryota, Metazoa, Platyhelminthes, Trematoda, Strigeidida, Schistosomatidae. Gene Ontology annotation, molecular function: GTPase activator activity. The transcript is spliced from 12 exons. The coding region runs from base 1269 to 2108 and encodes 279 amino acids.
CUUUUCUAUGAAUCAGUCUAGUCAGAUGAUCAACGCGGGUGGUUUGUUUGCUUGUCGAUUAACGUAUGGUAAUAAUAUGGAGCAUUAUUUCACUACAGUAACAUAAGAAACCUCUUUGCUGAAGCCUUGUGACUCUAGAAUAUCUCGAUAUUCCCACAUUCAAUGAUAUUGGGUUUGCUCGGUUUUAGCACUUCAGUGGAGUUGGGUCUCCAAGCUCCAGUUAAAAACGGCGGAACUUAGCUUUAGUCGUGAAGUCCUACUUAUGGAUUUUAAUGUCAUUUGUUAUUACCAAUACAACUAAAUGAAGCCAUCGGAAUUACAUAUUAACAUGGAUCGAAAGCUGGUAUUUAGAUUUUCCACCUAAGACAUUGACGACCUGAACUUUCAUUAUUAUUAUUGUUAUUAUUAUUAUUAUUAUUAUUAUUAUUAAAUCCUCUUAUUUGUUUACGAGGUGUUUAUUACAAAUAUGUUUUGCUUUAAGUAAUGAUGAAAUGUGUUGUUGGGGGUUUGUAUGGGACUCACAAAUUAAGCUUUGCUCUUACUACAGAUGACGCAUUUUUAGAACCGAGACAUCAAUGUAGCAUAUUUUCCUGUAUUGUAUCCUAAAGAUCAAGCGUUAAUCGGUAGUAGUCUGACGAGAAUAUCUAUUUCGGUAGAUGAAUGUAGUUAGUAUUUAGUUGAAAGCUAACUGUAUAUACAGACAAAUAUGAAUCCGUCAGUUUUAACAUUCUCAGGAAUUUUACAUUUUGUAUGCACUUUCGUUCAUCACUGAUAAUUCCUUUCAAAUAUUUGGAAAUGUUAUAAAGACUUAUAAACUACAGCCAUAGUAGAGGCAUUACGUAAGCUCAACAUUAGUUAUAUCAAAAUGCUUUAAGUAAUCUCUUUUAUUGCAAAGUUUUAUCUACUCAUACCAUUGGUCAGUUCUCUUUGUCUGUUUUUUAUUAUGAAUAAGAUGUCAUGUUGCUCAAAUUCGCUUGUGUGUUUGACGAAAAAAAUAUGUUUAGGUAUUUGAUAAAAAGAUGUUUGUUUAGGUGUUUGACAAACUGGUCUUCCAAAGUUUCGUUUUAGUUGCCGAAUAGGUAACUUUUGUUAUUGCACGUAAGUUUUUAGCUUACUACAAGGCUCUCCGCGCUUUUCUUUCAUGUUAUUGAUAGUAUCAAUUGUUCUUGACUCAUUUUGCCUACAGUUUGAUUUAUGUGGUUAGUUUCGUAAUUUUUCAGAACGGAGCAGGAAACAUUGAUUGCAGAAAAUGGGAGGACGUCUACUUGAUGUAUAUUUCAAACCAAUGCCCGGCAGAUAGCAUUUCAAUCAAGGGAACUUUGUUCCUAACAGACCAUGGAUCAAAAGUAAGUAUUCACUGGGUACCCCAUCAUGAUCAAGAUUCGUCAUUAUCCCAAGAAGAUAGAAAGGGUUAUGAAAUCGAUAUUAAGGAUAUGGAUUUUCUUGUUAUACGAAAGGCCCCAUGCUUUCCUUGCCGUGGAGUGUAUUUAUCCCUAAAAUCACAAAAACCUUAUGGCCCAUUCGAGUUCCGUAAAGGUGGUUCCAGUUCAUUUUUGCGAAGUUUGAGUACUUUGGCUGAUGUUAGGAGAUGCCAUGAUGACGAGAAUCGGUACAUUGUCAGACCUCGUCCACAAUAUAAUUUUACUUCUAAUUACCAUCUUCCUGAUCCUUCAGCAAGAGUGGAAGCGGAAGGGUUGAUUGGGUCUCCUUUUUCUGGCCAAUUAGGUGCUUCAUUAAGAAAUAUUGGAAUACAUGUCAACUCAAUUGUUAGCACUAUAUUAUCACCUAAUUUAAUCGAUGAAAAUAUAGCUCCAAAUAACGGCUCAUCUGAAGAGUAUUUUGCAAAAUGUAUUGCAGAAGAUCUACAGAAAAUCGAAGCUGCACGUUUAAGAACUACCGAUGAUGAAGGAGGAUUUGCUGUUGUUGAACGAAGACCAAACCCUAUUUUUCUUCCACCAAUGCCCACUGUUCAGCGUUCCCUUCCACUGAAUAUGACCCAAUGGAAAAAGUCACUGGAUCCAGAAGGUCGUGUAAAUCGACCUGAAAAUUUACGUGAAAUAAUAUUCAGUGGUCCUUUUCGGAUGUCAUAUUCUUGGUUGCUCUUCUAAAGAGAUUUUUGUACUGAGUUGAAGGCAGUAUAACGAUUAGAGUGUGUUGGUUUACCCUGGAUAGUCUGAUUUACAUCUUCAAUUAGAUUUCUUUCAAUUGAGCAAUUUAAAAAUGAUAAUUCACCGUAUUCAUUUUGAUUUUUGUAUGGGGAUUCAUUAUGGGAUGGGAGUAUAAUGAUCAGUCUAGAAAACAUACGUAAGAGAGUCUUUUUCAUAACGACAAAAAAGUAUAGUCCCCAUAUCUGAACCAAAUUCGUGAUCUAAUGUCAUUAGCGAAAAUAUAUGAUUCUAUAUGCGACAUAAACAGGUUAGCAAGGGUAUCCUAUUAUCACUCUGUUUGUUUGCAUAAUGUCCCGUUGAUAGUAUAUAUGGCUGAAUUUAAGCUUAGUUUUAGAGACUACCAGGCGAUCUCCCCAGGCUUCUCAACACACAUCACGAAUAUCUUUACAAGAACGUUUUCAAAAACACAUUUAUCUACUAGAAAAAUACCGUGAACGUGCCAAAAACUUGUAUAAUCUGAUAAAACUUUUGAUUCCUGCUAAAUUACAAACCAUUAGUUCUUACAUUUCAUUGUAAAGGAACACCAUUAUUUGAAUUUGUCGAAAUACCAACGAGUCAAAAAAUGUGAAAAGAUUAGAGAAAUAAGAGAGAAAAAACUACUCUUAGAUCAUCAAGACUGGAUUAUAUUGUUGUCGAUGUAUCCUGAUCACUAUCAUGUUUAUAACCGGAUCACUUAUGCCGACCAUAAUGUUUAGUGGGUUGUCUAAAAUUGGUUUAGAAGAGAAGAAUAUUUUAGCAGUUAGGAAGUAAUACUUAGUAAGAAUCAUGUUUAUGUCUCACUAUUGAAUUUCUACUGUUUACUGAUCGGACAACUAAAAUAUGGCUCAGCCCAAAUAAGUUUUGAAAACAAAAACAAAUGUUGUUACAUAGUCCAAGAUAUCAUAUUGGAACCUAUCACUCUAUCGUUUAACAAUUUUUCUAAUUAUCAAAACUUUGUAAACUUCGGAUGUUCACCAUUAGUUCAGUACUGCCAUUAUGGUUUUACCCACUAUGAGUAGUGUAAAUUUCAUAUUGUGGUUCAACUUUUACAAGUCUAUCAAGUCUUAUAAAGUAUAUAAAAUAAUUUGAUUUCAAUGCCUAGUGAAUUUACGUAUUUCUUGACAAGCAUUUUGACAUUGUUUAUGAAACAAAAUUAUUUCUUAUUACAGACUUGGUAGCUACACAUAUUUAGGUUGCUUUAUAACAGAUAUGGUCCAAAGUAUUAUUUGUUGUGUUCACAGCAGACUGAAUUGCACUCGUUUUCAAUAUAAUUUAGUGUCAAGGUAUGCCUUUUUUCAAUUAUCCCGUCCAACUGACACUUACAGUACAUUUUUUAAAAUUCAUUUAUUGAUAGUCAUAACAAACAAAUUAUGUCAUUUAGUUAGUCAUACGUAGCGUAGAGAAACUGGGACAUAUAUAGAUCAGUUCAAGUUGUCACAGCACAUUAGCACGACAAGAUGUUAGAGUAGUAUAAGUAGUGAAAUAGAGAUUCCUGUUUUCGUACAUCUACGUUGAUAUAUUCAAACUUGUAGACAGACAAACUAUCCUAAUCUUUCCAAUCAUUCUGUCACACCGUUAGUCGUAGUAGAAGAUAUGAUUCGAGCAGAAAAUAUACAUUCGUAGGAUAAAAAAUUCUUGACGCGGUUAAAAAAAAAUUAAGGUUCAAGGAAAGACAAAGAGUGAAUAUAUCUACGACCAAUUCUAAGUCAUGUCAUUCAAAGUCUCUAACCAUUGGUACAAAUCAUCAACCAGGUGGUCUGCGCCUACUAGCACAAUUCACUCCAAAGGCUAAUGAUCACAUGAACUUUUGGUUUUUAUACCUUUAGCUUUCUUCCAGCUUACUCUACCAACCAUCAUCACUGAUCGAGGUAGGCAAUGGUUGGGCAUACUUAUUAGGUGUCUCAGCCACCUAAACUAAUUUUAUUAUACUGUGUUUAACAAUAAAUGAGUACCAACUAAAGCGAACAUGAUUAUUUUUUCUACUUUAUAAGGUAUAUUUAUCGUCAUCUUCCUUCUUGUUUCGCAUAAUUACCAUUGUUAUUAUUAUUUCAUGCAGGGUAUUGAAAAUGAUUUAAAACCGAUAGUAUGGAAGUAUUUGCUCGGUUAUUAUCAAUGGACUUAUACAGCAGAAGAAAAUGAAAGAUUAAAAGUUGAAAAAAGUCGUGAAUACCACAUCUUGAAGACAUUUUGGAAGUCAAUGUCCCCUGAUCGAGAAGCUAGGUUUGCAUUGUUUCGUGAUCGUAAAUGUUUUAUCGAUAAAGACGUUCCACGUACUGAUCGAAAAACUGAUUUCUACUCAGAUGAUAGUCAUGGAAAUUUGACACGUCUUUCAGAUAUACUUAUCACGUAUACUAUAUAUAAUAUGGAUUUCGGUUACUUUCAAGGAAUGAAUGAUUUACUCGCAUUAAUACUUUAUGUUAUUAAAGAUGAAGAAGAUUCUUUUUGGUGUUUUGUUGGUUUAAUGAAUAGACUAGAAUCUAAUUUCAAUGGUGAACUCAAUGCAGUCAGAGAACAAUUUAAUCAAUUAUUUUCACUGAUUGAAAUAGUUGAUCCAACUUUCAGCGAAUAUCUUGAAUCGAAAAGUGCCAAAGAAAUGCCGUUUUGCUUCCGCUGGUUGUUAAUUCAUUUCAAACGAGAAUUCUCAUACAAAGAUACUAUGACUUUAUGGGAGGUAUGUUAAAUUAAUCAUAUGUUAAUAAUUGUUUUAAUUUUUUAAUUCAAUAGUUUCUUCAAAUUCAUGUAUAAGUUGUUCGUUUAUUUUUUGUUAAUUUUCUAAACUGGUUAUUUUUCUUGUAAUUACCUAAGUUAUACACUAAUAAUUUCGAAAACGUUUCGCUAUUUUUCUAACUCUUCAUUUGUUAUUGAUGAUUAUAUUAUUUACUAAAACGUGUUUAUUUACUUUAAUCAGUGUUUUAAAAUCUAUUUUAAUCGGUAUACAACCACCUACAAUCUGGUUAGCGUUUUUUGACAAGGUUGUUUUCUACGGGGUGGGGUUGCCGACCCCAUGCCCAACCCUCCUUUACCCGAGCUCGGGAUUGGCAGUAGCCCUGGAUGAGCUACAGGUAGAGUAUACCACCUACGAUCACUUAUUAGUUAUUUGUUAUUUCUCUAUAUCCUCACAUGAUUGUGACAUGUUAAAUGUCGUAAGAUUUUAAGAAAAUUUUGCGUUGGCUUGUCUUGACCAUACUUCAUAUUAACACAGAGGAAAUCAACUUAAACAUCUAAAAAUGUAAACCCAUCAAUGGCUGUGGAGUACCGAAGAAAAAAAAACAAAAUGAAACCAAUGAAAUAUUAAAAUAUAGAAAACCUUGAAGAUAUUUUGGCAUAACGGAAAAAACAAGCAAGUGGAUGGUUGAGUUCUAUUGAGGUCUCGUGUGACCAAGUUUUAAUAACAACAGAGCAGUUUUAUACUCUCUUCCUCUCUAGUUCGACUAUCGAUUAUUUAGCUUAUAUUGCCAGUACGAUCGGUGAACUGUUUACCAAUUUAGACAUCGACCAAUUAGGAACAACCAAGACCUUAAAGCUUACUACUCUUCGAGAUCUUUCUAACCUAGUGUCCAAUCAGAAGACAUAGAUAGGAAGCAGAUCAGUCCUCCAUUGUAAUUCAUUCUGUCAUGACUCAGAAUCUAUACAAUAUACCUGACGACACAGCAACACAAUUAGGUAAUUACACUGUUUGCUUAUAAAUCGGAGUAAUAAGUAAAUAAAUAAUUAAUAGUAAAUCUGGAACGAUAACGUAUAUGACAGCGAUUUAUGGGUUAAACAAAAUUUAAAAAAUAGGAGAAUAAAAAUUUUUUACUGUUCAAGCGUCUAUUAAUUGUACAAUAAAAGUGUAAAAAUUGUCCUUCGUACGAUAGUUCCAAGAGCUAUAUUUCCAUACUACCCUCUCCAUUAUACCAGUUUUAUUUUUACGUCUAGUAUACUAUCCUAGAUACUCAUAUUUUCAUUCUCUCAGUUGAUGUACACAGAGUAGUUUAAUCAGGUUUUCAUUAUGAAGGCGAUUUCAAUAUCAGGUACUUGACAUAAAACUGUGAGCUUAUGUUUCGCGCUAGUUUAUACUUGUUACCAAGUAGUACCUGCAAUCCGGAACUUGUGUCCUGUGUGAAAUUCAAGUUUGGAUCAUCCAGUUUCAUAAUAUGAGACGUUGCUAUUGAACUAUUCGGGCUUCGACUGAUAUCCUGUAAAACUGAGAUAUUUACACUGGUUGGUCAAUGAUUUAUAGUAAUUGCCUUGUCAAUUCCCUCAAGAUUGCUAGCAAUUUACGUCGACUAGUUCUAGCUUAGAAUAAAACCUAGGUUUAUGGUUUCCUGACCAUUCAUGAAGACUAGUAGUCAGAAUUCAACUUGAUUAAUAGAAUUCGAUCAGCGUUAUGAGUUAGAUAAGCAUAACAUUGGUUACUACUUUGUAACCAGUUAAUGUGAAAUUAAAUUGAAGUCUCACGUUUCCUUGAUAUGAUUAUAUUUACCAGUGAGUUUUGCUAAUGACAAGAGUCAAACCCGUUCAUGACUUUCCAUUCUGCAUUAAUAGUGUUAUCAUUUUUGGUGUAAUGCUUUCUCUAGGCGUUUUGGACAGAUUAUCGGACUAAGAAUUUCCAUAUCUUUUUCGCUGCCGCCAUACUUUUGACUCAAAGAGAUAAUAUCAUGAAUAGAAAAUAUGAUGCAAACAGUAUAUUAAAGGUUAGUUUAUUUCAUAAAAAUAAAUCACCAGAAAUUAUAUUUCACGGUAAAAGAGUUGACGUAGUUAGAAAAACUUUCGACAUGUUGAUUCCGUAAUGAUAUAUAAAUGCACCAUAGAAGUAUAAAGUAUUACGUUGUAUACAAUGCUCA